CUAAUUUCUAAGGAUACAUGAUCCACACCCUUUCAUCUACCUGCUGAACCUCAGUAACCCAUCCACCCACUCAUGCUCCAAUCCAGCCACUCCACAUCGUUCGCCCAUCCACUGUCACUGCACCCAUCCACCAAACCCCCCAUCCUUCCACUCAGCCUCCCAUCCACACACUCAUCCGUCCUCAUUGCCACAGUGAUUUGUCUCCCCUGUCCUGAUUCCAGGCCCGAUCCCCCACAGUGACCUCGACUGCUUCAGAUGAGCUACAACAGCCGUAUGAGGGCAGUUGAACCCAGGUGUUCAAAAUAUGAUAACAACUCCUCUCGCUGAUGCCCGUCCAGAGACCUGCGGUGAUCAGGUCGAGGGAUAGAGUUGUUUUCAGGUUGUUUUUUUUCCCAGACGCUCGUCAAAUCGUUUUUGAUGGACGUCGCCCUCAGCGGGACUUGAACCAGGGUCACCGCAGUUCAUGACCGACGGCACUCCCCGUGGGGCCUCGGAGACAGCUGCUGUAUCGGCGUUGGUUCACUGCGAUGGUCAACAAUAAACCAAGAUCUUAUCCCGUAAUCGAAAACAUCAAAAAACUUGUUUGGAAUUUCCAAUCAUUCAUUUCCAAUCUGUCAUUCAUCUUAAUGGUUGUAGCGCUCUCUUUUAUGCCUCGUUGCGUUUGUGUGUGGCCAAUACACAGGUGUGUGUGAUGUAAGCCUACAUAACCAAGCGCUAUCUUCGACUGCAUAAAGGCGGCAUGACCAGUGAUCACACGAUGACGUCUGGAGAAAUAAAACAUUUGGGCUUACGGUCAAAGAUAUUGUAGUGAUAUAAAGGACGAUGUCAAAGCACUUCCCUGAAGGGGACAACACAGCAGGCAUAAGGCCAAAUGUGAGCGUCUUGGUCAUUUAGUGUUAAAUGGAGAGAGCAGACGAAAUACGAGCACUGAUUGAUCCACAAGUGACGAGUUCAUUGUGCUGAUGUACGCUCUGUGACGCCUGCAUCUGCGUCACUUCAGGGAGGCCAGUGAAAAAGCCGAAACUGUCAUAUCAAUAGAUAGCAGCACACGUACAUAUGCCCGUGACACAGGCAUAUAAGACGGCUGUAUUCGAUUAUAGUUGCUGGAUCUUUAUCUUGCCACCGAGUCCAGCUCAUAAAAAGCAGAGUCCAAGGGUUGCUUCUGUUGUAGGAAGGAGGCAUAAAAAAGCUUGGAUAGAAAGCGUUCGCUGUCCACUCCUUCCUACUGCCGGAGCGAUCAGCACUCUCUCUCUCUCUCUCUCUCUCUCUCGCUCUUUCUCUCAUUCUCUCAAAAUGGAAGAAGGUAGGAGCAUGUAGGACAGGAAUAUUGAGUUUUGACCAACUUCUUAUUUUUUGUGUUGAAAGACAAACAUUUUGACGCGUUGGUCUUAUUGCAUAGCGAUUACUUUGCAUUUUUUGUUUAAGAAAGAAAGAUCAACUGGUGUGUGUGUGUGUGUGUGUGUGUGUGCGUGCGUGCUUGCAGUUCAAUAAUGCAUAAUAAUAAUAAGAAUUGUAAAAUACAAUGUAAAAUAUAAAAAUACAGUUUUAAAUACGAAACACACACUGUCAUUUAGCUCAUACUGUUACAAUUUGAAGUAUUCAUUAUGUUCCGCACAUUUUGUUGCAUUAUAAUGAAACGUGCAUCAUUUGACAGGGUCAAAGCCAAACCAUUUUGAGAUGAAGAGCAUCCUGAAGAAGAAGAACCUGAAGGGGGAGAACUCCACCCAGAGCAGCUCGAUCGGGGCGGUGAGAUGGCCCCAGAACGAGAUGUACGUCCAGCAACACAGCUCCGCCCCCAGCCAAAAGACCUCCACACCUGCACAGAACCCCCGACAGAACGGCCUGAAGGACCUCCGCAGCCUGCAGGAUUGUGUGGAGUUCAUCAACGACUGGAAGGCCCAGGUGGACCACGUCUGCCAGCAGGGCAGCGGGCGUCCAGAGGACGGCGGCGCCGGCAGCACGGCCGACGAAGGACGGGAGGAGCGCAGUUUGGAACAGAGCCGCCAACUCAUCCUGGAAUGGGCGGGCGAGCUCCGACACAUCGACGCGCUGCUCAGGGACACGCCUGCACCCACGCCGACGGCAACCAGGGCUGAAGAAGAGGAGGAGGAGGAGGAGGGGCCGAAGGAGGAGACUCAGAUGAGGAUCAUGCGAUGGGCAAAGGAGCUACAGGACGCCUCAGUGAUUUGCGGCAUUGAGCGUGAGGAGCUGGGCCAGAUGUUGAGGCUGCUUGGGCAGAGGAAGAGGAAGCUGGUCCACCUUCUUCCUCUGCUGGAGUUCAUCACCUGGUCGCUGCUCAAGGAGGACCGCACGAAAAUGAUGGCGCAGUUCUGGUUGCUGGCCAAGCAGCGCAGCUGGGAAGCAGGGGUUGCCCGAUACAUCCCCAACUCAGUCUGGAGUUGGAUCACCAGUGCCACAGCCGACGUCACCCUGGACCCCAUGACCAACAACCCGUGGCUCCAGAUCUCCGAGGACCAGCGGGGGGUCCAGGAGGGUCCCGCCCAGGCCCCGGACCUCCCCUACAGCCCGCAACGCUUCACCGGCUGGCCGGGGGUCACGGGGUGGGAGGGCUACGGCCGCGGGCGCCACUACUGGCAGGUGGACAUCGCCAACACCGGCGUCUGGCGGGUGGGCGUGACCGCCGUCGACGCCAAACGCCGCGGGCGCGUCCCCAUGUCGCCGCGCCGCGGCUACUGGGCGCUGUGGCGGAGCGCGCAGCAGUUCUACGCCUGCACCGAGCCCGAGCCGACCCCGUUGCCCCUGGCGAUGGCGCCGCGACACCUGGGCGUCUAUCUGGACUACGAGGAGGGCCAGGUGUCGUUCUACAACGCCAAGACCCAGACGCACAUCUUCACGUUCACGGGGAGCUUCCGGGGGAAGAUGUACCCGCUGUUGGCGCCGCUGGACGGACGCACGCGGCUGGAGGUGCGGCCACCGCCGCCGCCGCCGCCACAGCUGCCACGCAGGGGGUCCGUCCUCGGGGAGCUGAAGUGAGGGAAGGCGGGUUUUUACCGGGAGAACGCCGGGAUUGCGGUGAAAGGGAAGGGGACGCGAGGAUCCGGGCGGUUCAUGGAUAACGCCUUGGGACACUUCGGGACUGCUUGGAGGCUAUAUGCUAGAUUGGAUUAUGCCGGGGACCACUCGGCGUCGAGUUUAGAGCUUCCUUCUCCAACACUGAAUUGCUCAGAGACAUUUUUUUCCUGCUCGCUGAAGAUUUUGAAUCAAAUUUCAUGAAAGGCUAAAUAUUCGUUUGCUUCCAAGGAAUCUUUUCUUGUCGAUAGCGGAAGACCAAAGGCCGACAGGAUUGUAGGUAGACGGCGAUUAAAAAACAUUUCUUUAUAACACUGCUUUAAUUUACGAAUUUGUUAUCUAGAAAUGAUCUACGCGUAAAAUAAUGUGGUAGCCUAUAUGUGUAUAUAUUUUUGGAUAAACCAAACCACAAGUGAAACCAGCCAAAGUAAGCUAGAUUUUGAAGGUAUACAACCGAAAAAAUCCCACCACUCUAUUUGAACCUCCCACUCCCUCUUAAUACGUGACUAGUUUCUGAUCUUGCACAAUGAGUGCACGGGCAGAGUGCGCACAGGUAGCCGCUAGAAAGGUUGACUGACAGGUAGGCCAUCGUAUAUUCAUGCCGAAUCAUCAGAGAGGACAGGCUUAAUCGUUGUAGAUACCUGAAUUUAUUUAUUGAGUGUUUGAAUUUUGGAUUGCUGUGAUAACUUACAAUCGCUGUACAAAUAUUGUCCAAUAAAGCUGCAUCUUAUUUGUCAA
Gadus morhua (Atlantic cod) is the source of this 3768-nucleotide messenger RNA. Its product is annotated as E3 ubiquitin-protein ligase TRIM39. Gene Ontology annotation, molecular function: protein binding. Bases 1678 to 2994 code for a protein of 438 amino acids. The transcript has 9 exons. The record is from RefSeq and is a predicted model, not a curated record. Lineage: Eukaryota; Metazoa; Chordata; Actinopteri; Gadiformes; Gadidae.